Molecule: messenger RNA, 3301 nt
Organism: Ipomoea triloba (trilobed morning glory)
Lineage: Eukaryota; Viridiplantae; Streptophyta; Magnoliopsida; Solanales; Convolvulaceae
Exons: 5
Coding region: 288-3236 (982 amino acids)
Biological process (GO): negative regulation of DNA-templated transcription
Molecular function (GO): transcription corepressor activity
Source: RefSeq, a predicted model, not a curated record
AGAGAGAGAGAGUGAAAGCAAAAGACUAAAAGAGAGACCCCAACAGUUCAAGGCCGUGUUUUCGAGUGCGUUUCCUUGGAAUCCAAGAAUUUAUUUUGAGCAAAAUAAAUGGAAACUGAAAAUCAAAAAGCAGAAUUCCUAAAUUCAAUUUAAUGUAGGACCGUGGAAGUCGUACAAUACUAAAUAUAUAUCAUGAUUUUUUUUUUUUUUUUGAAACCAAAUAUAUAUCAUGAUUAUCACUGGAAACUGAAACUUCAGAGCAAAGCCUAAAACCUGAAGACUCUCCAAUGGCGGCUGACUCUGAAGAACGCAACCGAAGAGGCAAACGCAAAAGGGAUCAGACUCGCCCUAAACUCCUUUCUGGGGAGAAAGUUGAGGUGAGGUCUUUGGAAGAAGGGUUCCUGGGUUCAUGGCACUCGGGUGAGGUGGUUCGCUGUGAGAAAUCGUUUCGUCAUGUGCAAUAUGAUCACAUUCUAUGUGAUGAUGAAUCUGCCAGUUUGAUUGAAUUUGUGGGUGUCAGUCCCUUGAUUGAUGGUGUCAAAUCUGCUCAACGGGAGCCAAAUAACAGUCGUGGUGUGAUAAGGCCUUUGCCACCUUCGCUUGGUUUCACAAAAUCUAGUCUUCGGUAUGGACAAUGUGUGGAUUCUUUUGUUGAGGAUGCGUGGUGGGAAGGUGUGAUUUUUGACCACGAAGAUGGUUCUGAGGAGCGGAAGAUUUUCUUUCCUGAUCAGGGUGAUGAUAUGAUGGUCUGUGUUGGCAACUUGCGGAUCACUCAAGACUGGGAUGAGCUUACUGAAGAAUGGAAGCCUCGAGGUAACUGGCUUUUUCUUGAAGUAAUCGAUGAAGUCAAGCAAGAGUGGCCCCUUUUUGUCUCAGUAAAGCAAAUUUGGUAUGAAGUGCGGGAGAAGAAUGGAAAAAACAACCUAAAGGAGUGGACAUUUUCUGUUACAGAUUAUUGGAGGAAAUUGGCAUCCCAAGUAAUACUUGACAAUUUAAAGUUCAGUGUCGAUCAAUUCUUAGGAUUAUUGAACUCCUCAGAACGCUUUGUACAGGAAGGACCGCUGUUGGAAUUUUCUGAAUCUGUUCUCAACGCUGUGCUGAAACCAAAAACAUAUAUAAAUGGUUUGCUUGCCCUUGCACCCUUUACCAAAUCUUCUAGCAAAGUAGAAGACGGUGGAGUGCUGCCUAACAAUCUAAACGUUUCCUGUCAUCAUAUUGUUGAAAACGAAGUGGUUCCAGAGGGUCUUGUGCGUAGCAUAGGAGAGGUUGAGGUCGGUUUUAGUAGUAAGAAUUUGGAUACACAACUCAUCCUGAGCCACGAUGAAACACAAUCCUUGCCACUUCACACGCUUCCAUGUUCAUCUCAUAGUGAAAUUGGAGCACCUGGGAGUUUGUUGGAUGAUUAUGGAGAAACAAUUCCUUGUACGAAUUCCAAGGUGCCGAGUGAGAAGCUCAAAUCUUCUAGGAGAAAAAAUGUGGAGUGGCUUCCCUUGGCUCUUGAAGCAGAGUUUUGCCCCGAUGCAAUUAUUCAGUUCCAAAGAAAGUUCAUGCUGGGCCGUAAAAACUUACAUGUAAAAGUAAGGAAACAUCUUUUAUAUUUGGGCUGGAAAAUCGAGUGCGUAAAGGAUUGUGAAAUGACUAGGUUACGAUAUUUUUCACCUUCUGGGAAGUUAUAUAUGUCGCUUUCUAAACUGUGUAAUGAGUUUGACACCACAUCAGAAUCUCUUUCUGUGAUUCCCAUGACAAGAAGGCAGGAUGUCUCUCCCGAUAGUUCACUUGAUAUUACAUCGGGCAGCUCAGCUGAUGGGUUCACCUCAUGCCUUCCUUUGGUCAGACAGCAAGAAUGCAGAAAGAAGUCCAUGUUGCCUUCUUUAGAAGUCAUCAUUGAUCCCAAAUACUGCCCUCAAGCAGUGAGUGAUUAUGUAUUGUGUCAAAAAGAAAAUACCCUUCACUCUAAAAAGGGAAUAACACGGCUCGCUUAUGAAGCUAAGAAGCAUCUAGUUUUUAGUGGAUGGAAAGUCUUUAAUUAUUUGGGGCGAGGCAAGAAACAAUUUUGUUAUGUGUCUCCUAGCCGAAGAGUAUUUUAUUCACUUCUAACAGCUUGCAAAUGGUAUUUUGAAGAGAGUGCGUCCUGUCCUGAUACUCCUGGAAAUUUGGCAACGGGGACAUCUCCUGGUAUGUCACCGUCAAAGGAGAAGGAGACCAGUAAAUCGAGAACGAAGAGAAAGCUUUCCUUCCAUGAAUCUAGGGGUUUGUUUAACGAAGGAGAUGUUGCAGAUACUAAAUCUUCAUCCCGUGUGCUAAGAUCAAGUAAAAGAGCUAGGCAGGUUUCUUCCUCUCAUCGGACACCUCGUACCAUUUUAUCUUGGUUGAUCGACAAUAAUGUGGUUCUUCCGGAGACAACUGUGCAAUAUUGUGGAAGGAAAGAUGGCCCCCCAUUGAAGGAGGGGAAAAUAACUCGGGAUGGAAUCAAAUGCAACUGCUGCCAGAACGUUUAUAGCCUUAGCAACUUCGAAAUUCAUGCAGGAAGCACUAAUCACCGGCCUUCAGCAAAUAUCUUUUUGGAAGAUGGAAGAUCAUUACUAAAGUGCCAGUUGGAGAUGAAACACAAAAGUAGUGUGAAAAACUCAAAGACAGAACCACGUAUGGUGCAAGGGAGUCAACAUCUUAACCGGAAUGACCAUAUAUGCUCUAUCUGUCAAGAUGGUGGUGAUUUAAUUUUAUGCGAUCGGUGCCCAUCCUCAUUUCAUACUAGUUGCCUUGGUAUGAAGGUUAUUCCAGAUGGCGACUGGUUCUGCCCGUCAUGCUGUUGUGGAAUCUGUGGCCAGAGUGGGUUCGAUAAAAGCAAUGACCAAUUCACAGAUAAUAACAUUCUCUGCUGUAAUCAGUGCGGGCAUCAAUAUCAUUAUCGGUGCAUUGGAGAUGAGAGUUCAGAGCCAGACAAUUAUCCUAAAGGAAAUUGGUUUUGCAAUACAAGAUGUGAACGGAUUUUUUUGGGACUUCAUCAGCUGUUGGGAAAACCAAUUCCAGUGGGCACUGAUAAGCUAACUUGGACAUUGCUGAAAUACACAAAUCCAAAUGAUUCUUAUUACGGUGCCCCUGAUGAUGAGUCUAUGACGGAGAAUUAUGGCAAACUUAGCGUUGCUCUUAGCGUGAUGCAUGAGUGUUUUGAGCCCGUCAAAGAAUCUCGAACCCGGAGGGAUCUCAUGGAAGACAUUAUCUUUAGUAGAUGGUGAGAUUUAAUGUAUUUGAGAAAUCUCCAUUUCCACAUCUUCUUGCUUUGAGUUCUGAAUUCAUCUGU